Molecule: messenger RNA, 2104 nt
Organism: Stegastes partitus (bicolor damselfish)
Lineage: Eukaryota; Metazoa; Chordata; Actinopteri; Pomacentridae
Gene: serinc2
Product: serine incorporator 2
Exons: 10
Coding region: 70-1455 (461 amino acids)
Cellular component (GO): membrane
Source: RefSeq, a predicted model, not a curated record
UUGUGUCAGUUUCUUCCUGAACUUUUCAAGCUUUUGCGACUUUUCAUCGAAACUGAAAAAUUGACAAACAUGGGUGCGUGUUUGGCGCUGGGUUCCCUGGCCAGCUGUGCGUCUUGUUUGUGCGGCUCGGCCUCCUGCCUCCUGUCAUCAUGCUGCCCUUCGACUUACAAUUCCACCAUUAGCCGGCUGGCCUUCUCCUUCCUGCUGCUUCUCGGGACUCUGGUGUCUGUCAUUAUGAUUCUCCCGGGCAUGGAGGAGCAUCUUAAAAAGAUUCCAGGUUUUUGUAUGGGUGGCUCAAGCAUACCUGGAAUAGAGAACAAGGUGAAUUGUGACAUCAUCGUGGGCUACAAGUCUGUGUACCGCAUGUGCUUCGCCAUGGCCUGCUUCUUCUUCCUCUUCUCCAUCAUCAUGAUUCGAGUGCGCAGCAGCAAGGACCCCCGAGCUGCCAUCCAGAAUGGUUUCUGGUUCUUCAAGUUUCUGAUGCUGGUUGGCAUAACUGUGGGAGCUUUCUUCAUUCCAGAUGGCAUCUUUAAUUCAGUGUGGUAUUACUUUGGCGUGGUGGGCUCUUUCGUCUUCAUCAUCAUCCAGCUCAUCCUCCUGGUGGACUUUGCCCACUCCUGGAACCAGGCGUGGCUGGAAAAGGCAGAGAAUGGAAGUCCCAAGUGUUGGUUUGCAGCUCUUCUGUCCUUCACCUUCAUCCAUUACGCUUUGGCUUUCGCUGCUAUCGUGCUCUUCUAUAUAUUUUACACUCAACCUGAUGACUGCGCACUGCACAAGGUCUUCAUCAGCCUUAACUUCAUUUUCUGCAUCAUUGUGUCCAUCGUGGCCGUUCUGCCCAAAGUUCAGGAGGCUCAGCCCAGCUCAGGUCUGCUCCAGGCCUCCCUCAUCUCCCUUUAUACCAUGUAUCUCACCUGGUCUGCUAUGAGCAACAACCCGAACCGCCAGUGUAACCCCAGUCUGUUGAGUUUGGUCCAGCCCAGCACUACAACUCUAGCACCAGGACCUGUUCUUCCUACCCCAGCCCCGGGAAAUGUCCAGUGGUGGGAUGCACAGAGCAUCGUGGGAUUGGUCAUUUUCUUGUUCUGCACUCUUUAUGCCAGCAUCCGCUCGUCUAACAACUCCCAAGUGAACAAGCUGAUGCAGACCGAGGAAGGCCAGGGUCUGACCGCUGACUACGACGCCGCUACAGGGGAGGAUGGAGUCCGACGGGCCGUGGACAACGAAGAGGAGGGAGUGACCUACAGCUACUCCUUCUUCCACUUCAGCCUCUUCCUGGCCUCUCUCUACAUCAUGAUGACCCUCACCAACUGGUACAAGCCCGACACAGACUACGAGGCCAUGCAGACCACCAUGCCGGCUGUCUGGGUGAAGAUCUGCUCCAGCUGGCUGGGCUUGGCCCUGUACCUCUGGACCCUCGUGGCCCCGCUGGUGCUCCCCGACAGAGACUUCAGCUAAGCACGGCGAAGUCUGUCGGCACGUGGCUGCCGGCCUGUUGGCAUUUGCACCUUGAGUAAAGAUAGCUGUAGUUUAUAAAGCUUCUGCUUGAAUGUUUACUACAACUCAGCAGUUAAAAACGGAAAUUGUAAUCUGCUUUAUUAUUUACCUCAGGUCACUGCUCACACUUUCUGCCAUGUUGACGUUUUGUGGCUCAAGGUAAAAUAAUCUUUUGCAGACACAGAAGAUUGUUAAAGUUUUAAACGCAUUCCAGACUUUCACCUCAGGUCAGUUUUUUACUCUACAAAUACUAUAAUUGAGAGCACUACAAGCCCUUUAUAAGACCAAAUGGAUUAGAAAUGAUAUCAGAAGGGAACUAAUGUCUUUGUUUCACGAAUUACACUGUGCUUGUACUGGUUUUUUGUCACUACCGUCAAAUCACUUUGAUUUCAUGGGGCAAUGUUUAAAUCUCUAAAAUCUACUUUUUCUAGUUCUGCAUUUUUAUGGCAUAGUUUUGUGCUCAAUUUUUAUAAAGAAGAGUGCCUUAUUAUAUUGUGCAGUCAAUUAAAUCUAAAGUUUUUGUGACAAUCAUUUUUCUGUAAGGUUGUUUUCUCGCUAAAUGUUCUCUUUUCAUUAUAAACAAUAAAGCUAACGUUCUGUUCGUCUCUAA